AUGGGACGUGAGGAGCAUGGAAGGACUUGGUGCAUGGACGCAGCUCAACUGGACACGCAAAGGAAGAAGGAGGAAGCCAUCUUGAAGACCAGCUCGACCACCUACUCGACCACCGGUCGAGUUCCUCAACUCGACCGGCCAAGCUUCAACUCGAUCGAGCUGGAAGUCAAAGCGAUUCUCCACAUGGAAGUGAUGGAAAUCGUUGGAAAAGGUCCACUAAGAGCUCCAAUAACUCUUGCUCUCGAAAUGGAGUUCAUAGGGGUUGGAUGGAUUAGUUUGAGCAAUGAUCCUAUGGCCUCCAAGGCUUGA
Molecule: messenger RNA, 309 nt
Organism: Microthlaspi erraticum
Lineage: Eukaryota; Viridiplantae; Streptophyta; Magnoliopsida; Brassicales; Brassicaceae
Source: the annotation of a GenBank genome assembly